This is a messenger RNA of Solanum pennellii, 1965 nucleotides long. RefSeq names its product transcription factor BHLH089-like. Gene Ontology annotation, biological process: regulation of DNA-templated transcription. The coding region runs from base 367 to 1281 and encodes 304 amino acids. The transcript has 6 exons. The record is from RefSeq and is a predicted model, not a curated record. Gene Ontology annotation, molecular function: DNA-binding transcription factor activity; protein dimerization activity. NCBI's taxonomy places the organism in Eukaryota, Viridiplantae, Streptophyta, Magnoliopsida, Solanales, Solanaceae. Gene Ontology annotation, cellular component: nucleus.
UUGUGUGUUUGUCGCAAUGAUAAAAAAAAUAAGUUAAAUUUUAACUGUAAGUGAUAUAAAUUGGGAAACAGCGAGUACUAAAGUGCGCCUGGGGUUACAGUGCGCACCCUAAUCUUCAUCUUCCUUCCUCUCUACCUCACAUCACAGUAGUCUCUGUCUCUUUCUAUGGCUUUCACUUUCACUCUCACUCUAUAAUAAUAAAUAAACCCAAAAAAUUUUCAAACCAUACUCACUUUACACUUCUCUCUUCCCUCCAUAAUCACUUAGUUUUUUUUUUUUUUGUCAUUUCACUCGUUUAGUGUUAAAUAAAAUUUCACACUAAUCCUUCUUAUUGAUGGUUUGUAUAUAAUUGUGAAUUGUUCAAAAAUGGAUCCACCAAUUAUUAAUGAAGGUUCAUUCUCGGCGGCGAAUCCUUCUUCUUACAGUUUGGCUGAGAUUUGGCCGUUUGCCGCAGCGGCAAAUGGUGGAGGAAACGGUGAACUUGGUGGAGGAGGACUGGGACUCAGAAUGAGUAGCUUUACGGGUUUAUUAGAAGCAGCUGCGAACUCCAUUAAUGAAUCUACUCUGACGGAGCAGAGCAGAAGAAGCGGCGGAGCUGGUGGUGGUGAUGGUAGUGGUAGUGGUGGAGGUAAUGUUGGUGUAAGGAAGAGGGAUAUGAAUUCGGAGGAUGAUUUUUCUAAGUUUGUCUCUACUAGUGAUGCUAAUGAUUUGUUUUCAGAUUUAACGAAGCAACUUAUUGAUAUUCAUAUCAAUUCGAAUCAUGUUCAGGAUGGUUCAGUGGCCAAACGUUUGAAAGGUUCCCAAUCUAAAGAAGAAAAUGGAGUUUCAAAGGUAGAAGCAGAAUCAAGUUCUCAGACGGCUAACAAGGGGACUGAACAAAGUAGUAAACCUGAGCCACCUAAGGAUUACAUCCACGUAAGGGCAAGAAGGGGUCAAGCUACUGAUAGCCACAGUCUAGCUGAGAGGGCCAGGAGAGAAAAGAUCAGCGAGAGGAUGAAAAUUCUGCAAGAUUUGGUUCCUGGAUGUAAUAAGGUUAUCGGAAAAGCACUUGUUCUUGACGAAAUAAUAAAUUAUAUCCAGUCACUACAGCGUCAAGUUGAGUUCUUGUCCAUGAAGCUUGAAGCAGUCAAUUCAAGGAUGAACCACCCUAUCGAAACCUUUCCUUCAAAAGAUUUGAAAAUCUCUAUAACCCAAAGACUGGACCUAGGAGUUCAAGAAGUUUCAAGCACCAUGAUUAUGAGAAAUUAUGUGAUGGUCUAUCUCAAAAAAAAAAAACACUAAUAAUUAAAAAAAGAGAAAUUAUGUGAUAGUCAUAUAAAAAAGUUAUUGAAUUAGUUGAUACUGAUAUGUUGCUUAAGCAUCCGAUGUGAAAACAAGGAAAGAUUGUGCUCUCUUUUGAUAUGGACCUUUUCCAUGUACCAAUUUGCUAUUAAACUGGUCCUAUUCAGUUAUCUCGAGGUUGUGUCAACAGGAAGAAUUUUGCAUUAGUGUCUGGAGCAUUCUACGUCCAAUUGCAUUUCUAAGGAAGCUUGUACUUUAGAUUAAGGUUCAUCCAAUACAAAGUUCCUCUUCUUUGUUGAUUGGAUAACAGCUGAGAUUUUUCUCUUGAUUGCGUAUGGUGUCUGUUCGUGUAGUUGAAUUUCUGAUAAAUGUGCCUCGACCACUUUUUCUUGUACUUUUUUCCAUGUGUUCUUUUUUUUUCACCUCAUCUUUUUGGGGCGGGGGAAUCGGUCUUGAAGUUCAUCACCAUUUACAAUUCAUUUAUUACCCAAUACUGUAUUCACAGUGAUGAUGUUUACGGAUAAGUAUUGAAAGUGAAGUAUUAGCUUUUUGUAGCAUUGCUAGAUCUGCACUUUACCAUGUGAAAUUAAAUGAUGUAAUAUUUAGGACAGAUGUAGACGUUUUCCAAUAGGUUUCCAUGCCAUCUGGCUCCACAAUAAAGUCUAUGACGUACUUACUACUCUA